AGUCUUCUUGUGGAAAACCUUAGCUCGAGACGAUUAGUUGGUUCUGUUACUCUUCCAUCCUCCACCUGCCCUGCCAAAGCCAAGAGAAAUGGAGGUGGCGAACAGAGUGAUAUCGGCGGCGAUGAAAGCCGCCAACAACAACACGGUCAUAAACGUUUUCCUGGUCGGAUCCUUCGUCGCUCUCGGUGUGCGAUCAAGCUACCAGCAACGGCAACUUGAUGCUCUGGAGGCAGAAAAAGCGUCGCUGGUCAGUUCCAAUAAAUCCAUGAAGAAAUCCAUGUGGGACUGGAAGCAGCAGCUCUUCGCUGAAGCCUCUGCUGGAUCUUCUUCCAUCCCUCUCGCCAGACUCCAGGCCAUUUACGGCUACUCGCCCGCGCCUCAACCAACUGUUACGGAAGUGAUGGCUCCGGGCCAAUAG
Linum tenue is the source of this 418-nucleotide messenger RNA. Lineage: Eukaryota; Viridiplantae; Streptophyta; Magnoliopsida; Malpighiales; Linaceae. The record is from the annotation of a GenBank genome assembly.